Molecule: messenger RNA, 1689 nt
Organism: Scheffersomyces coipomensis
Lineage: Eukaryota; Fungi; Ascomycota; Pichiomycetes; Serinales; Debaryomycetaceae
Gene: GCD1
Product: translation initiation factor eIF2B subunit gamma
Exons: 1
Coding region: 145-1581 (478 amino acids)
Biological process (GO): cytoplasmic translational initiation; biosynthetic process
Cellular component (GO): guanyl-nucleotide exchange factor complex; eukaryotic translation initiation factor 2B complex
Molecular function (GO): translation initiation factor activity; guanyl-nucleotide exchange factor activity
Source: RefSeq, a predicted model, not a curated record
GAUCAAUUCACACGACAUAAAUCCAGUCACGUGAAUUUCUUAAAACAUCAACGAAAAAAAAAUUUAAACUAUCAAACGGUAUGAAUAAGUCAUUGCUUGGUUAGUGACUCAGAUUUAAACAGACUAUAUAUAUAGAUUAUCAAAAUGGAGUUCCACGCUAUAAUUGUUUGUGGAAAGGGGAAGGCCCUUGCUCCAUUUUCCCAAACAAGAUCUACUGGGGUGGCCAAACCAUUGUUACCAAUAGCUAAUAAGCCAAUGAUUAAUUAUGUUUUGGAAUGGUGUGAAAAAGCAUUCUUUCCAAAGGUUACAAUUGUGACUGAUUCUGCAUCAAAAGAGGAGAUUGAACGAGCAGUGUUGAAGUUCAAAGCCGAUUAUAAGAUACAUACCAAAUCAGAGGAAGAAGGUAAUGAAGCUGACUAUAAUCUUGAACAUUCAAGUGUUAUUAAUGUUUUAGAUCUUGAUACUGAUAAUUCUGGUGAAAUUCUCCUUCAUCUUUAUAAAUCAUCUCAAAAUGAUAAUUCUAAGAAUUUCGUUAUAUUACCCUGUGAUUUCGUUACUAAUUUACCACCUCAAGUAUUAAUUGAAGCUUAUAGAAAUAGAGAGGACACUGAUGUUGGUUUAUUAGUUACUUAUUACAAUCAAUUUGAAAUCGAAGAUAAAAAAUUCAAAAUAUUCCCCAAAAAUUACUCCAUUUAUACUGAAUUAUCAGAUGGAAAGCAUCAAUUAUUGGAUAUGUAUUCUAGUGAAGAUAUUGACUUUCAUAAAGCAUUACAAAUAAGAACUCAAAUGUGUUGGAGACAUGGAAAUUCAACCAUUAGUACUAAAAUGUUAAACAGUUCUAUUUUCUUUGGAGCUAAACAAGAUAUUUUUAAUAUAUUUAGUCAACAUUCUGAUAAGUUCACUGAUUCAUACUUUAAGAAUCGUUCCAUCACCAAGAUCAUAAGAGAUUUAGGUAGAAGAUCAUGGAGACAUUCAUCAACCAAGGAAACCAUUGCAUUUUUAACAUUACCUUCUCAAGCUACCUUCUUCAGAAGUAACAACUUACCAGUAUUGAUGGAAGCUAAUAGAUACUUUAUGAAAGCCCAAGCUAUUUCCAAAGCAAGAAGCCAGGGACAACCACAAAAGGAUAAACUUGCCGCCAACAUUGGUAUUGAUUCAUUAGUUGGUGAAAGCACCACCUUGGGAGAAAAAACUAAUGUUAAAAGAAGUGUGGUUGGAUCAAAUUGCAUAAUUGGUAAACGUGUCAAAUUGACAGGUUCAUUAAUAUUGGACAAUGUUACAAUCGAAGAUGAUGUUCAAUUAGAGAAUUGUAUUAUAGGUAAGAAUGCCAUAAUUCACAAUAAGUCACGAUUAACAAAUUGUAAUGUUGAAUCCACAAAUGAGGUUGCAAAAGGAACUCAAGCUAAGGGAGAAACCUUAUUAUGCUUGAGUUUAGAGGGUAUAGUAGAACAAGGAGAUGAUACAUCAGAAUAUGAGGAUGAUUCCGAACUGGAUGAUGAUGGUAGCGAUGACGAUGAAGAUGAAUACGACGAGAAUGAAGAUGAAUAUGCUGGAAAUGAAGAUGGUUUAUUUGCCUACUGAUUAAUAGAGAAAAUCUAUCAUUCUAAAAUAAACGAUUGUAUAUAAUAAACUGAUAUAUAUAAAGCUAUAUAUAUAUUUAAAACUAAUUUAAUCCAAACCGAAUUGAAA